GGUGAAUGGUGAGCCUCUUUUGCUCCUCCUCCACCAUUCAUGCCUCCAGCAGUCCUUGACCAAUUACUCGUCAAUACCUGCAGUAGAAGGCAAUUGACCCCGCGGACAUGGAUGGCGCUGAGACCACUAGCAGGGGCGGUUGCUCCUCUGUGACGAAAAGCAAGCGCAAGACACCAGCUUGCAUACAAUGCCGGGACCGCAAAGUACGGUGCUCGGGGACGUCUCCAUGUGUCAAUUGCACGCGCCGCGCUGAGCGAUGCAUCUUUGACUCUGACGACAAGAAGGUGCUCGUGUCGAAGAGGGAACUACAAGAGCUCAAGAGAAAGGUCGAGAGUAUAGACUCUGAAGAUAGACUGAGGCCGCCGAAGCGACGAGUGACAGCAUCCUCAUCACAUGGCCAUCGCUCAGCUCACCCUGGGGAUAGGGAGGAGGUCGAGUUUGCCGACUCUGACGACAAUGUGGACCAUUCCAUGAAGAAUCCCCUCGUUGUAUCGCCCUCAAAGUUUCUCACGGAUGCUCGAGGCCACAAACGCUUCCUCGGACCUUCAUCCACUUGGGCGUACAGUCGUCACGUCGUGAGAAUACUCAAGGAGCAUCUGCAGUACCACGAGUCUCCCGAGGUACCCCAGAAUCCUGACGGGGUCGCCUUUCCGCUGGACAUACCGAACAACCCAGUCAACAUCAGCAGCCUGGAUAUCGGGACGCUGCCUCCACUGGACUAUGCAAUAUACCUCACAAACACGGUCAAGUUUCACAUUGGACAGACCUAUCAUCUGUUCGACGAAACCGUGUUCAUGGAGAAGCUCAUGUCGCUGUACGAGAACGGUGCGGAGCUCUCGUCGAUGACUUCGAGACUCUGGCUUUCUCAAUACUUUGUCAUCAUAGCCCUGGGAAAAGCUUUACUGCACCGGGGACUGCCAAAAGCUGCGCCAUAUGGGAAGAAGUACUUCUUACACGCCAUGGAGAUACUGCCGAGUGUUGGCGAACUGUAUGCCGACCCAGUUCUCACCAUCGAAGUCUGCUGCGGGAUUGCUCUUUAUCUCCAGUCCGUCGAUCACCGCUUCAAGGCUUUCAUAUACCUAGGCAUUGCUUUGCGCGUCGCUCUCGGCUGUGGCAUUCAUCACGACUCCAUUGACGGCGCCGACACCCAGCGCUCGAAUGAUCGGCAAAAGAGCGCUUGGUGGACACUAUACAUCCUCGACCGCAAACUCUCGUAUCUGAUGGGAACGCCAACGCAAGUCAGCGAUGCUGCUAUUACUGCUAGUCUUCCGAGGAACCUCUACGCCUCUCCGCUUAAACUCGCUGCGCUCGACAUGCACAUCAAGCUUUCCAGGCUUAUUGGAAAGGUCAUUGAUACUGUCUAUGCCGUGGAUGGAAGAUUGCCAACGUCCUUCUUGCGCAUUGUGCAGUCCACGUUGCGAGAGCUCGCCCGCCUGGCCGAGACAAUUGCCACAUCAACUGACUUGAGCAUUGACGGAUCAAUCCCCGUCAACAGAAUGUCGGGGACUCUGAACUUGUGCUACCAUCAGUGCAUCAUACUUGCUACGAGGCCGCUUCUCAUGUGUUUGCUACGCGAACGACUGUCCCAGCAGAAGGGAGUGCAAGGGAAAGUGCGUGAAAUUGCGCACCCAGUCAUCAGUCUUCUGCAUGCCUCAUGCGAGUCAGCCAACAAGUCUCUUCGCAUCCUCAGUGCAUUGCAAUCGCGCGACUUGCUCGACUCAUUUCUACCUUUCGAUCUAGAGUAUGCGUUCUCGGCAGCCUUCAUCUUGAUGUUGACCAACGCCAUCCACCCUUUCCCCGAUGUCAUGGAUUCAGGCUGGUUCGAGCAUGCGCUCGAGAUCAUAGGAGCCCUAGAGGAAAGCGGCAGCGUCGCAGCACGUUUCCGCCUUCAGGAGCUUGAAAGACUCCAAGAGAUCUUGGGACUCGUCGCUCGGCACGCUGCAUCCUCGUUCGGCGAGCAAGCCCAAGAGAGCAGGCAACAUGAACAUGAUGAUCUAGGCAACAUUGACGAGGGUCUUGCUUCUGCAGACUUUCUCUCGAUUGCUGACAUGAUCGGUCGCUAUCCAAUCGUCGAAAUGGACUCGAACUUACUGGGAGGAGACUGGUUGUGGGAAACGAGCCUGCAGAACUGGGAUGGUGGCGACUUUGAAGACGAGACAGGCUUACAGUAAAGUAACUCUUGUAAGAUUGCGAUAUCGUGUAACACUCUGCAGCCAAGAGG
Emericellopsis atlantica is the source of this 2221-nucleotide messenger RNA. RefSeq lists its product as uncharacterized. Gene Ontology annotation, molecular function: zinc ion binding; DNA-binding transcription factor activity, RNA polymerase II-specific; sequence-specific DNA binding. Lineage: Eukaryota; Fungi; Ascomycota; Sordariomycetes; Hypocreales; Bionectriaceae. The record is from RefSeq and is a predicted model, not a curated record. The coding region runs from base 108 to 2171 and encodes 687 amino acids. Gene Ontology annotation, cellular component: nucleus. The transcript is spliced from 9 exons. Gene Ontology annotation, biological process: DNA-templated transcription; positive regulation of transcription by RNA polymerase II.